Messenger RNA from Alternaria incomplexa, 657 nucleotides. RefSeq lists its product as uncharacterized. Lineage: Eukaryota; Fungi; Ascomycota; Dothideomycetes; Pleosporales; Pleosporaceae. The transcript has a single exon. The coding region runs from base 1 to 657 and encodes 218 amino acids. The record is from RefSeq and is a predicted model, not a curated record.
AUGCGAGAUGUCAACAAGACGGACGAAGUAAUAGCCCUCCUCAAGCAUCUUCCGUAUAUCCUUGGUCCCGGAAGCAGCUUCGAGAACCCCCAAGGAGCCCCAAAAUGUGUGUUUUCCGACUGGCACGGGGACUCGGAAGAGCUAGCUCAAGGUGUCUGCACCGGCGAAACGCUGAAGGUCUGUUCAGAAGGCGCCAGCAUCUCUGACGAAGUACCGGCCCACGUAGUCGGUUUAACGACUGGCGGAAGAGACAACCCGAACUUCCUGCUCGAUACCGAUCUGGGCGUCAUCUACUGGAUCGAAUGCCCCAAUGAAGUCAUGAGCAGUUCUUCGCGCGACAUGAUCGAAGAUGAUCCAUACGAUUACGCGCGGGAAAACGAGGCAGAAUGGCGGGCCGAAUCAGGAUGCUGGGCUAUUGCUGAUUUCUUCGGCAUGCUCAAAGAUCAAUUCCAACAGCUCACUUUCGUUCCCAUCGGUCCGAAGUCAGUCAUCGCUAGCGAUGCGGCGCUGGGGCAUAAAGGCGAGGGUCUUGUGGCUAUGGUACAAGAGAUCUAUCGUGAGCAUGAUUGGCCGGAUAUGGUGCGCUAUCGAAAGACUGAAUGUCUCGCUGCGGUGCAAGCAGCUUUAGAGCAGCGCUAUCCCGACUGGAUCUAUUAG